CGAGGACGCACUACCAACUGGCCCAACCCCUCUAUCUGCGGCGAUAGAACUCGCUUCUAUUGGGUCACUUCCACUUGUCGUACUCGUAUUCGCAAUUCAUUUUGCCUUGCGUGGAUCCGGGCACCGGUUUCCAUGCUCUCCCACUUAUGACGGGCGAGAAUCUACCUCAGGGUGAGGUGAUCGGGAUCGUGAUUGGGGCCAUAGUGCUGUUCUCGGUUAUCAGCAUUGUGCCAAUUAUAAUCAUGUGGUACCACCGACGCCAUGCUGCCGCUCGAAAUGCAAAUGAGGUACACGACCUCACAUCACCGAUGCAUCAAACUUCGGUGGAACACUGGCUAGAGGAGCAGAAUACACCCAGAGAUAUCGAGCAAUAUUCCCACGAGAUUUGCCCGAUCUGUCUGUCGUCAUUAUCGUCAUCCCCAUAUCUUGUCUGCCCAGAACCGGCUCGAUUACCCCGCGGUCAACGCAAACCUCCUGGCUGCAGGUCGGCCGAAAUUCCACAUUCCGAAGUGAAGGAUCCCAGAAGGAAUAUUGGGAUUCUUGUUCUCAACCGAUGUCAUCAUGCGUUUCACACAGCUUGUUUGGCCUCCUGGUUUGAGUACCGGCGAUACAGAUGCCCUAUCUGCCAGGCCUCAUACUCCCCAACAGAUACUGCACAGCAAUGA
This is a messenger RNA of Penicillium brasilianum, 665 nucleotides long. The record is from the annotation of a GenBank genome assembly. Lineage: Eukaryota; Fungi; Ascomycota; Eurotiomycetes; Eurotiales; Aspergillaceae.